Drosophila elegans is the source of this 1156-nucleotide messenger RNA. RefSeq lists its product as uncharacterized. The transcript is spliced from 5 exons. Lineage: Eukaryota; Metazoa; Arthropoda; Insecta; Diptera; Drosophilidae. The record is from RefSeq and is a predicted model, not a curated record. The coding region runs from base 218 to 766 and encodes 182 amino acids.
CUCGCGUUUAGUUCUCUUUCGCGUGCGCCAAAACCAAGUAACCGAGUUAACAAGUUGCCGGCCAAAAUAAAAUUCAGUUUCAGUUUCGAUUUCGAUUUUUUGUUUUCAAACCCAUUUAAGUUUCGGUUACCAAUUCAAUUGCUCUCAAAGCGAGUGUUAUACAUCUAUUUUGAAGUGCUCGAUUGAUUGGCCGAUUGAUUAGCGGGCCACGUGAAACAUGCAAUUCAUGGCAAAUAAAACCCUGAUAAUUGGUGGCAUUCUGCUAAUGGGACUGGUUUUGGUUCUGGCCAAGGAUCACAGCCUCGAGAAUGCUCCACAUAUCAGACACAAACGCGGAAUCUUCUGGGACUUCUUUCAGAAGAUGGUCAUCACCAAGAACCUCAUUGUGGAUCAAUAUACGGAUACGCGAAAUACCCUGAACGAUAUAUACAAUACUGUUAACGAACAGUUCAGUGACCCAGGUCCCGAUAAACCCACCAGUCGUCCCAGGGUUACCACUGAGAAAACUUCCAUCAGUGGAGAGGAGAGUGGUAGCAACAGCGAGGAACCCACCACAACGGAGGCCUUCCAGAUUUCUCGUUACGAACUGGGUCGCAUCCUGGGCAGAAACUACCGGGGUCUUCAAAAAUUGGCUAUGAGCGAGUUCAACACUGCCCUCAACGCCACCAAGUACAAUCUGGCUGAGUACAAGUCGGAGGCGGACAAGCAGUUCGCCAACAGUUUGGCCGUCGAAAAGAAGAACAAGCUGAAGAGUCUCAAGGGCUGAGCCACGCCCACAUCUCCAGUUAUAGUUAUCACUGUGAUAAAAUGACGACCGUUGCCUAUUUAUUUGCUCUUCUCCCCACAAAUGUAUCGAACAAAAUGCGGCUGGGAAAGUGUCCCCAAACGCAUACGGAUUGUGUGUCAAAUUAAAAAGUUUUCUGUCAUUAUUUUAUUGAUAAACUUUUAAGUUAAAAAAGCAGUACCGCAAAAAAGAAAAGAGAAAAACGAACAGCAAAACGAAAGGAAGGAAAAGAACGAAAACGAAAACAUUUUAAGACGGAAAAGCUGCUGGGAAAAACUAGUACAUACAUAAAAUGAUGGUUUUUUGUGGUUUUGUUUAUAGCUUAAACUAUAAUUAAAAAAAUGUGUGAGUCAAGAAAAAAAAAGGUAUUAC